AUGCCAGGAAGACCGAUGUCGUCCCUGAUCAAAAUAUCCUUCCAGGAGGAUGGCCGCAAACAGGAACGCAUCUUUGAGUUUGCCCCUCACGUUACAUGUCGACUCGCCGUCGAGCAGGUUUCUGCCGCGUUCGCAGUCCCGGAGGACUGGACAAUGGCCUUGUACAGCAAGAAGCACGCGGGGUGGAUCCACGACAGCAUCCUCCUCAUGAACAUCGUCUUCAAGGGCCAUACUUCCCUCCGGGACUCGACCAUUCUGCGUGGACCCACCUCGCCCAUUGAUCCGCACCGCCUCUUUAACUUUUUCCGCACAUCCGAUGACCAGUUCGUCUCCCGGUUCCAGAAGGGCUGCAUCUACCUCUCAAUCGUAAUCCUCAACAGCGACAACAAGAUCCUCCUCGGCCCCAGUGGCGUGCCCCCCACGGUCAUGGUUUCCACUGUCGGCGGCUUGGCCAACUACUAUAGCUUUGACACCGACUCUGCCGAUUUCGCAUGGAUGGUCAAGACUACCCUCGACUGGGCCUCGGAUACUCCAUCGAUCUCCUACCAUGACCCAUGUGCUACCCCUGAGCCCCGUACCGCGACACAAUUUGUCGGCUCUGCUGCCAGCUCCAUCAUCUCUCCACCUCUUUCGAGGAUAUCCUUCUCUGGCACCAAUCGGGGCAGCAGCAAGAACCUCAAGAACAUUUCCGGCGUUGGGUCUAGAUCGAAUGUGAGCUCGAUAUCUGUCGACCGGUCCUCUGUCAUCUCGGACGUUAGUAACCAACAACCUGUUUAUGAUUACAUCGACCGCCGGAAGGACUGCGGGAGAGAGAACAGGCUGCGCCAGGACUAUGUCGAAGCUGUCGAUCAGUUGCAACGGAAGUUGGGGAUCCCACCCAUUGACAUGCUGUUCGACAAGGUCAUCGAAUUGACUCAAGUUGGAGCCAAGAGUGUCAUGGCUAUCCAGUAUAUCAAGGACGAGAACAAGAGCCAUAUCUCUCCUGAGCUUAUGCAUGCUGGUUCGUUCCGGUGGCGUAGCAUCGACUCUAUCUCGGGAUCUGUCUAUACUAGGAACGAGGAAAUUUGGUCCCAACUCACCAGCUAUCAUGACAACAUCCGAGUGACGAGGCCGACGUCGGGAUUGUACAUUGGUCUGUACUACACGGAGAGCACAAUGUCAGGCUUGCAGAUCCUCGUCCCAAAGCAGCGCAGGACAUUCAUCCCGAUCGUCAAGCUCAGAGACAAUACUACCAUCGCACCAGAAGAAUGGGACUGGCUUAAAUCCACGACAUCCAUGGACCUCAACCAGCUCGCCAAGGCCUGCGCUGUCUCCAAGGACGACCCCAUGCACCACCUCAAGGUCGAGUUUGCACACUCAACAGCCAAGUUGUCGCGCCUGACACAGCUCAAGUGGAACCCGUCGGACAUGUAUACCCAGGAUACCAUGCGGGUUGUCUACCAGAACAUUGGCAAUGUUGGCAACAACAACUCUUUGCCACCAACCCCUGAGGAGAUGCUGACGUCAGAAGAUCCUCGCCCCUCUAUUAUUGAGCCUCCUUCGACACCCUCUGCGGUGAGGAAGAGUGUUGCAGCUAUGGAUGUGGAUCCAAUUUGGAACUGUUCGCCUUUGGAGAAGGAGGAUACGAAUACUAUCCGGGUGAUCAUGUUUAUCAAGCCUACACGACAUGCGACUCAGCCUCAGGAGCACUUCAACAAGGAUCUGUUUGAGAUGAGCUCGUUCCCGAUCUUUGAUACUCUUCACCACUCUGUCUACAACACGGCAACGUAUCUCCCCCUACGCAAGUCGAUGUUGAACUUGACUAACGAAAUUGUCGAGUUGGAACAGGAGAUUGAGCAAGAACUUGAGAUGGAGUUGGAGAUGGAGAUGGGAUCUGGAGGACGGACCAGAAGACGACGAGCGAGCAGUGCUGCCAAGCUGGAUGAGAGUGAUCUGCUUGGGUCAUUGCUGAUUGACGAGCUGGGCAUCAAGGGCGAGUCGCCUCACCCGCUUCAUGCACACCAGCAUCCUCGGCAUCGUUCAAGCUUUAUUGGGGAUAACACCAUCAACCGCAGGACUACAGCCAGCAGACGAUCUUCAACCCACUCGAUCCGUGAAGUCGUUGAGCGGUCGGUUCCCUCGGCCUCUUCCGUGAUCUCGCUGGCUUCCACUCUGUCAUCUUCAAGCACAGAGUCACCCUCUUUGGUGCCCGUGUCGGGCAAUGUGUCGUCGUUCUUGUUGGAAGGAGCAGACAAGAUUGUGUCUGACAUCUCACUGUCGCGCUCCGAGAUAUCCAAGAGACGUGGCAGCAGAACCGAUUCUGACGAAGGUCAUGCUAUGACGGGCAGCCUGGACAGGAAGAGUCAGGAAGGACCCAUGUCGUUUAUGGACAUGCUCCAGGAUUUCGAUCCGGUCCCGAGUCGAGAGGCCCUUGGUGGCGGUGAACAUUCGAACGGCACCAGCACCACCAAUCUUCAGAGUCUGAAUGGAGACAACAUCGGCAACAGCCACAAUUUUUAUUUUCCUCAUGGACAAGGUCCCCUUGACGAAAACGUGGUCGUCAGCAGUGGACGACCUACGAGCUUUGGUCGCCAUUCCCGAGGGGACAGUCGUCAGUUGAACCUGCUCCCGUAUUCGCCCAAGCACCGUCGUACCCAGAGUCAUGUCCAAUCGAUCGACCUGCCUCCAUUGUCGAACUACAGCAGUCCUCGCAACCCUCGAUCCAGGACCACAAGUCAUUCGUCGGUGUACAAGAACCGGUACCUGUCACACAUGAGCUUUCCACAUUACUCCCCGCACUACCAACAACACACUACCACUACGAUCACCAGCAACACAUUGGGAAUCUACCACCACCAACAACACGGCGGCGAACGAGGCGUCCUCUCACCGAUCGCAACAACCGCCAGCGUCCGCGCCGCUGAACUCGAGAACCUCGAACGCCAACAGGACGAGUUGCAAGAACAAUGGCGGAUGGCCUCCUGGACCCGGCAGAUGAACGAAUGGGAUCAUGCGAGGACGUUGAAGGGUCAACAGGAGUUGUUGGGUAUCAGUAUCGGGCUUGGUCUGGAUCAUAGUAGUCCUUCUCCAGUGCAGUCGACGGCUUUUACGUCCUUUGGGGCUUUGAGUGCUUCUCCUUUGCCUAUGCCGUUGCCUAUGCCUUCUCCUCUUUCGUCGCCCUAG
Linnemannia hyalina is the source of this 3162-nucleotide messenger RNA. Lineage: Eukaryota; Fungi; Mortierellomycota; Mortierellomycetes; Mortierellales; Mortierellaceae. The record is from the annotation of a GenBank genome assembly.